AUGUCGGUUCUUACAUUCCAAGUCUGGCUCGCGUUCUUUCUUUUAAGCACGCGGCAUGUUCAGGCGACACUGCGCACGUAUCAUUUUACACUACAUAGUGCCCAGCGCAGUCCAGAUGGCUUUCCCCGAGAGGUCUAUCUCAUCAACGGGCAACAGCCUGGGCCAAUGAUUGAUGUUGAAGAGGGGGAUGACUUAGAAGUUUUCGUUCAAAACGAGUUGCCGGUGGAAACCACCAUCCACUGGCAUGGCCUUUUACAGCGCGGAUCACCCGAAAUGGAUGGUGUCCCAGGUGUUACACAGUAUCCUAUACCACCAGGAGGUAAUUUUACGUACCAGUUCUCUGUGGGAAAUGAAUACGGCUUCUUCUGGUACCAUUCUCAUUUCCGCGCUUAUUAUAAUGAUGCCAUACGAGGGCCCUUGUUGAUCCGCCCGUCAUCUUCACGUCGCCGACCGUUUGAGGAUCUCGCCUCUAACGGAGACGAGCGGGACGCCAUGUUGGAAGCUGAGCGCAAUGCUACCUCAGUGCUUCUGAACGACUGGACACAUGAGCUCUCGGACACCAUAUACGCACGAUAUUUUGAAACUGGGGCCUUCCCGCAUUGCGUUGAUAGCAUACUUGCGAAUGGGCUUGGCAGGGUAGAAUGUCUGCCUGAAUAUAUCCUUGACGCUGGACCUGGUCUGGGCCUGGAAACAGCGGCUACCAGUGGGGUGGCUACUACUACACCCGCUUCCAUGUCGAGUUCAGUGGGUAUGGAUAUGUCUGGAAUGAUGAACAGGAUGAUGGAUAGUAUGCCUGAUACGAUGUCCAUGGAAGAUCAGUCGUCCAUGCCAAUCAUGAGUCUCACUGAGUCCUCUAACCCCACGAUGGCUACGACGGAUAUGGUAAGUAUGGCCGGUUCUACGGGCAUGGCUCAGCCCAUGAAGUCACUCGGCCCUCGUGGAUGCACUCCACCCAUGAUGUUCCGAAAUGGAUACAACAUGAGCUCUCUGCCAUCAGAAACUUGUGUGAACACGACGGCUCGCCAACUGAAAAUCCCUGCAAAGAGCUCGCAGGGAUGGCUUGCGCUCAACCUCGUCAAUUCUGGAGCGGUCAGCGCUAUCAGGGUAUCCCUCGACGCUCAUUCAAUGUUGGUGUAUGCUGCGGAUGGUCUUUAUGUAACCCCACAAGAAGUUAAAGUCCUACCAAUCGCCAUUGGUCAGCGAUAUUCCGUCAUGAUCAAGCUUGAUCAACCCGAAGCGAGCUACUACCUUCGGUUCGCUACUUACCCAAGUGGAGAUAUGCAGCAGGUUCUUGAAGGCCAAGCCAUAGUAUCCUACAUUUCAGAUGCGAAAUUCACAGCUACUGCAGACGUUUCCUUCGAUUCCACGUCCAGUUGGAUGUUCACGAAUGGCUCGGCCAAACAUAGGAACACUGAACUCGUUGAAAGCAAGCUGUCCCCUUUCGAAGGUAACAAACCACCACCUAAAGCCGCAGAUGUUACUCGCCUGUUCGAGAUUAAUCAAACGGAUAUUGUAACCUGGGUUGUGGACCGGUAUCCGUACUCCGAACCCAAAAUCCCAAUCAUAUAUGGCAAUGUAUCCGAUGCUUGGCAGGCAAACACGACGCUCCACAUGCCAUCGAACUCAACGGUUGAUAUCGUGAUGAGCGUUGCGAAUGGCUCGAUGGACGCUAUGGGUCACCCAAUGCAUCUCCACGGCCACAAGUUCUGGGUACUAGGCUCAGGGACUGGGACUUUCCCGUAUCGAUCCCUCACUGAUGCUCCAUCUUCUGUAAUCAACCUUGAAAACCCGCCCUAUCGGGACACUACAGAUCUGCCACCGUCAGGAUGGUUAGCAGUUCGUUACAUCACAGAUAACCCCGGAGCAUGGCUUCUUCAUUGCCAUUUUCAGUGGCACAUUGUGAGUGGAAUGGCGUUGGUGUUAGUUGAAGGGCAGGACCAGCUCCCAGGCUUGGUCGGAUCUGCACCUCCCAACACAUCCAAGACGAACCCAAGCCAGAAUUCUUCAAUUUCAUCGCCAAGCAGGACAGGCAGUGCUUGGGUCAACAACCUCAAUAUGCCAGGAAUCGUUACUGGUCUAAUCUUGGUUAUCAUGAGUGUGCUAAUGUAA
Messenger RNA from Penicillium brevicompactum, 2109 nucleotides. RefSeq lists its product as uncharacterized. The transcript has 9 exons. The record is from RefSeq and is a predicted model, not a curated record. NCBI's taxonomy places the organism in Eukaryota, Fungi, Ascomycota, Eurotiomycetes, Eurotiales, Aspergillaceae. The coding region runs from base 1 to 2109 and encodes 702 amino acids. Gene Ontology annotation, molecular function: copper ion binding; oxidoreductase activity.